ACCAUGGCUGAGUUUGGGGAUCUUUUGAGGGCUCUGGGGGAGUUUGGGCUCUACCAGAAACUGCUGAUCCUGCUCCUCUCCCUCCCACUACUUCUCAAUCCUUUCCAAAUGGUUGGCCAAGUCUUCAUGGUUGUGGAAGUGCCUCACCACUGUGACACCAGCUGGAUCCGCGCCGUCGGCCCCAACCUGACGGAGGAAGAGCAGCUGAACCUCACCCUGCCCCGCGGCGCCGACGGGCAGUUUGAGCAGUGCUCCAUGUUCUCCCCGGUGGACUGGGACCUGGAUGCCAUCCUGGCCUAUGGACUGAACCACACGCAGAAGUGCAGCAGUGGCUGGGUGUACCCCUCAGAGCAGCCACCGUCCCUGCUGACCGAGUUUGACCUGGUGUGUGACAGGGCGUUCCUGAACGACGUCUCCCAGUCCAUCUACAUGGCUGGGCUUCUCAUUGGAGCCAUGGUCUUUGGGAUGCUAAGUGACAGGAUAGGCAGGCGGCCAGUCUUCCUCAUCUGCAUCUUCAUCCAGGGGGUGUUUGGCCUGGGAAUUGCCUUCGUGCCCCAUUUCUAUGUGUUCAUGGCCUUCAGGUGUGUCGUGGGAGCUGCGGUGUCAGGAAUUAUGAUUACAGUCGUAUCCCUCGCUACAGAAUGGGUUGGUGUCUCCCACCGGACAAAGUCACUACUGAUCACUCACACUGCUUUCGCCAUCGGGCAGAUGUCAGUGUCUGGCAUGAGUUAUGGAAUUCGCAACUGGAGGCUGCUGGAGAUUGCAGGAUCUGCUCCUAUACCCAUUCAGCUUUAUUUCCUGCAACUAUAUCCCACACGACUAUCUAAGGUGCUGACUAAAACCAAAACUGAGAUUGUUAGCAAUGUGUGGAAUGUUGCAUGUCUUCUAACCUUUCUAAUUUCUGGUUAUAAAGCCCCAGAAAACCAUCUGGUGACAUGUUCUACUCUGCUUUACUUGAAUUUCAGGUUUGCAGACAGCAUUGUCUACUAUGGGCUGAGCCUCAGUGUGACAGAUUUUGGUCUGGACAUCUACCUGACACAGCUGGCCUUUGGGGCAGUGGAGCUUCCAGCUCGAAUUUCCUGCAUUUUCCUGCUGGAGUGGUUUGGAAGGAAGAAAGUGCAGGGCAUUCUCCUGUUCCUGGCUGGCCUGAUAUGUCUCAUCCUCAUUGGCAUCCCUGAAGACCAGCCCGUGGUAAUCACUGUCCUGGCCAUCAUUGGCAAGUUCACAGCCACGGCCGCUUUCUCCACCUCCUACGUCUACGCCGCUGAGCUCUUCCCCACCAUCCUCAGGCAGACAGGCGUGGGGCUGUGCUCGACCAUGGCGAGGGUGGCCGGGAUCCUGGCCCCGCUGAUCAUUCCCCUGGACCAGUACCACCGGGCCAUCCCCAAAGCCAUCUUUGGGAGCAUCCCUGUGCUGGUGGCCCUGUUCUGCAUCCUGCUGCCAGAGACACGCGGUGUUGACCUGGCAGAUGAUACAGGGGACGAACAACCUCUGGAUGAGGAGCAGAAAACUGAAGUGUCUCUCUGA
This is a messenger RNA of Onychostruthus taczanowskii (white-rumped snowfinch), 1527 nucleotides long. Its product is annotated as solute carrier family 22 member 13-like. Gene Ontology annotation, biological process: transmembrane transport. Lineage: Eukaryota; Metazoa; Chordata; Aves; Passeriformes; Passeridae. The record is from RefSeq and is a predicted model, not a curated record. Gene Ontology annotation, molecular function: transmembrane transporter activity.